Messenger RNA from Drosophila mojavensis, 6779 nucleotides. RefSeq lists its product as uncharacterized. The record is from RefSeq and is a predicted model, not a curated record. Gene Ontology annotation, molecular function: protein binding. The transcript has 12 exons. NCBI's taxonomy places the organism in Eukaryota, Metazoa, Arthropoda, Insecta, Diptera, Drosophilidae. Bases 523 to 4377 code for a protein of 1284 amino acids.
CCGCAAUCUGUCAUAAAGCAACAAACACAAAAUGCAAAAAAUAACAACUGCAAAUACAAAUAAUGCCGAAAGCGACAGUGAAAAUAAUCGUAAUUUGUUGAUUUAAGCGGCGGCAGCGGUCGUUGCUAAUGUCGCUGAAUGUUCAAGCGUGCGUCAGAGUUUUGUAUGUGUGUAUUUGUGUAUGUAUGUGCAAAAAUUACAAAUAAGCAAGAAUUGAUAGGCUGAGCCUGCGAAAUACAAACAUAAAGCGCAAAUGCAAAAAACACAACAAAGAUUGAGAAGGCAAAGCUGAGUACAUAAACAAUGUAAAUGCGUGUGUGUGUGUCACGUGUAAUGCACAAAAUGCAAGCAACAAUAAGAAGAUGCACUUAAGAGAAACAUUGGAAAAUAACGAAGCUAUCGAAGACAACGAGCAGAGAGUCGGAUCGUUCGUUAUAAUAAUCACGCCGAAAACGAGAUAAAAACGAUUGCGGUUAGCUGCCCGAAACUGGAACAACCACCGGAAAUUAACGCCAGAUUGCAAUGUUUUUGUUUUACAAUCGACGCAUUUUUGUCAUUAUAUUAAUUGAAUUUCUGCUGCUGCUGCUGAGCGAUGACAAUGGACAACCAACGCUGACCAAGUUGCCGACAACAGUUGCUGCCGCUACACAAUCGAAAAACUCAACAACAUUAAAGCCGUAUAUACAGAUCAAGAAGCACGCCGUCACAAGACUGACCAUAACCAAUCCAAAUGCAACCCACUUACUGCACUGCAAUCCCAUCAUAAAUCCUUAUGACUACUACCAGGACGGCGCUCCCAUUUACUGCAGCUGGUACCGCAACGGCGAGGCCAUCGAGCACUUGGCCAUACGCAACAAUCAGUUCUUCAUCUAUAAGAAUGGAACGCUGCGACUGCCGCCCAAUGAGCGCAUCAGCGGCGUCUAUCAUUGUCUAAUUGAGUCAGAUGACAUGAAAGUCAUAUCCGACAGCAUCACGGUUGAAUAUCCAGUGUUGAAACGUCUUGUGCUUGGCCCCCAGCAGAGCGCCAACGUAAGCGUCCAGGCGGAGGGAAACCUUGUGCUCGGCUGUCCUUUUUUUAGUGUGCCCGCUGCUCGCAUCAGCUGGUACUUUGGCAACGAGUCCUUGGCGAAUGAUAGCAGUGCUUUUAUCCUGAGCAACGGCACGCUCAUAGUGCGCAAGGUGCGACAGGAACAGGCUGGAAAAUACAAAUGCGUGGCCAAGAACCAGUAUGCCAGCAGAACGCACCGUCAGUUCGUGUGGCUGGUGCGUGUCGAGCCGAAUACCAGCGGGCCACAACCACUGGCCACAACGACAACGCAUCUGUUGCCAGCCUUCCAGAAUGCCACACUGUUUGUGCCCACGGGAGGGUCGCUGCAGCUGCAGUGCCACGCGAUGGAGGACUAUGUGCCCAUCGAAUGGUGGCUGCAGCAUCCGAACAACUCCCUGUCCCAGCUGAGCAACAAUAGCAUGACGCUGGAAAUAACGAACGCCAGCAUGGCCCGGCAUGAGGGGUACUACAUGUGCACCACGCCCACAGACAGGCAGACGUUCCGGGUGAUAGUCACCAUUCCGCCGAGAAUAGUUAGCUCGCUGCCCGUGGAACUGGGCUACAUCAGUUUGUCGACAACGCUCAGCUGUCGUGCUGAGGGCAAUCCGGAGCCAACCCUCAGCUGGUACCACAAUGGCGCACCGCUAAACAGUUCCUAUACACGCUACAUCAGUGGCAACGAGCUGUACAUCCACUCCUUCGAUCCGGAGGAGGAGGGCAUCUAUCAGUGUUUCGCGCGCAAUGUUGCUGGCGAGGAUUCCGUCACCGGCGAGAUGCGCUUCAAGCACCAGCUAGAGCAGCCGAAUCCACUGCAGAACAUACGCUGCUACCCGCACAGCUUCCACACCAUCAAUGUCACCUUUGACAGCCGCACCUUGGAGUCGAUGUUCGUGGUGCACAUUGUGCGCAGCAAUCCGCAUCAGUGGAGCUCGUUUGCGCCCAUGAAGCUGAAUCACACCUCGUUUGUGGUGAUAUCAACUGGUCUGCCCAUCUAUCGUCCGUUUGCGCUAAUCACCCGAUUCCUGCUGCCAACCUCGGAGGUGCGCUCGGGCAGCAUAGUGCCACAGCAGAUGAUGAUUAGCUCGCUGCGCAGUCCGGCUGUUGUCUGCUGCACCCAGGGCUUGCUGCUGCGGCUGGUACACCUGGGCAACGACACCUUUGUAAAGUGGUCGCAGGCGGAGCUGGACAACAAAAAGUAUUUCAUACUGCAGUUCUCCAUCAAUCACACGCAUCCGCAUCCCGCCCAGCUGCUGGACGGGCCGCUGCAUGGCACCGUCACGGCCGUGGAGGAGAAGCCAGACGAGGUGCGUCGCCAGCUGACCAUCAUUCGGCCACUCAAUCAGUCGGCUGCUGCCACAGUGCUGCGUAAUGCGGAGCACGAGGUGCUGGACAACGAGGUGGACGACCUGACGCUCGAAAUAGAGGAGGACAUCUUCAGUCUGGUGGUGGAUGCCAACGUCACCGGCCUGCUCCUGCAUCACUUUACUCGCAUCAAGAUGCGUGUCCUGAUCAUCACCAGCGAGAACGAGUAUCUCGCUCAGGACUUUCGCUAUGUACAGUGGAAGAUUAUCGAGAACGGCACAUCCGAUCAGGCGAACAUGUCCUUUCGCCUAAUUACUGUGGAGUCACGCAUGCUGGCCUUUCAGUUCCUGGACAGCCUCAAUGACACCUGCGUCUACGAGUGCCACCUGCACGUGCAGCUGCCGCUGCGCAAGCAGGAGCCCAAAUGCAAGGAGCGCACCAUUGUCAACUCGGUGCUGCUCGUCUCGGGUCUCAGUGCCAACGAGCGCUACAAUUUCCACUUCUACAAUUGCAAGCCGCAAAUCUUCUACGGCGAAAUGGAUGUGCAGACGCUGCCAGACCCGCCCGGCACUAUCAGCAAUUCGCGCGUGGUCAAGCACAAUGGCCUCAAGCUUAUAUGGGAGCCACCGCUGCAUCCCAACGGACGCGUCCAUCACUAUAAUAUUCUCUGGACUCUGGGCAAUGUGACACACGAGGCAAAUGUGCUAGAAUGUCGUCCUUGUUUCUAUAAGUUUCCCAAUGUUUCGGAGACCGACAAGAUUCAUGUGGCCGUGCGUGUUGUUGGUGAGACGGGCGUGGGCGCGCCCAUGUUCUUUGACUUGAUCAAUCAUCACAUACUGGAAACGGUGCAGAACUCCUCGAAUCAUGAAGUCUAUAGCGGCAUCGCCAUCGGCUCGCUGCUGUCGAUGCUUUGUGUUUUUGGCUUUGCGCUCUUCAUCAUAUUUCAGAGGCGUCGAUUCAAGGCACGCGUCCCGGGGCCCACGCAUUUGACCACGCCCACAGACAUCAAUUUCGGCAAUCUGAGCAGUGCCUCGGGUAUACCGGGUGACAGUGCCGGUGGCCUUAGCGGCAACACAAUGCAGCAGGACUGCCACGAAAUGCAGACACUGAUUCCGCGCUCCCGCUACCACAUCGAGCUGCUGCCCGAGCGCACGCUGGAGUACCAGACGAGCACAGCGACGGCAGCAGCGUUGCCGAAUGGCAAUGGCAAUGGUAACGGUAACGGAACGGCGGUACGGCGUGCGGAUCAGGAAGCACAACUGGAGCUGACCAUUGCGGGCGUGCACAACCUAUCUCAGCUGCCACUGUGCGCCAGCUCGCCGGAGCGUAAAACUGUGCAGGAUGCCAUGCUGCAAGAGGCAAAGGCCUUCUACAUACCCUACCGCCACACGCCACCGAAUGCAGUGGCGCUGCAGGCAGGCGGCAGCAGCAACUCCAAUGCCAGCCACAAGCAGAGCUCCUCAAAGAACAGCGACAGCGGCCUGGAGGUGGCAGUGCCGCCCAAUUCGCUGCCGCUGGUGGCCACUGUGCCGGGGCUGGGACGUCGCAGCGGCAGCUUGAGCAGCAGCAGCGCCAGCAGCACCAGCAACGGCAGCAAGAAGCAAUUCCAUACAAAUUUUGCGCGGCACUCGAAUUCCAAUGAUGGCAUCUGCCUGCUGGCCGAAGAGGAGUCGGCUGCGACGCUGACGCCGACAUCGGAGCAUGAGUACGCGUGUGUUAGUCUCACCAACGGUUUCAAGUUGCCCGCCGAAAUGACAAAGCAAAUGCCGAGCAAAAGCCAAUUUAGCAACAACAAUAACAGCAGCAGCAGCAGCAGCAGCAACCAUAAGUCAACUGUUGUCCAGCAGAAGGAUCGCCAUCAGCAGCCGAUGCCGCAGCAGUAUCCCUCUGCAUCCAUAGUUCCUGUCAACGGGCCACAGACUCACUCUGUGGGCGUUAAGAGCAAAAAGACGACGACAAUGGCCAAGCAGGCGUGGCCAGCGUCUACGGCCCUGAAUCGGCGUGCCCAAGUCGAUCCAAAUGGCUGAGCCUGAAUAGCUGGCAUUGUCGUCGUCGCCUCGCCAAGCAAAAGUAUUCCAUGCAACACUACUACACAUACACUUACACUUUACUCUACACACACACACACACACACACAACACACACACGCACCAACACACAUACACAUUCGCAGCUCGAAACAUUCCAAACAUUGUGGAUCCCUAUAUUUGCAUUAGUUCAGUAUAAGGACCCAUACAUACAUACAUAAGAAUAUGCUUAGUUAUAUGAAGUACAUUUUAUAAAUGUAUUUAUUUAUCUUUAUCUCUAUCCUUAUCUUUAUCUUCGAGAGCUAAAGUCGAACCAUGAGAAUAUGAUAAUAUACGAGAAUAUACGUACAUAAGCAGCAUAUUUAUAUACAUAUAUAUACAUACAUAUAUACAUAUGCAUGCAUAUAUAUAAAAGCAUAUUUAGUUUACUUUUAAGCACAUGAACGUUUUUAAGCUUGUUUAGUUUUUGUUUGUUUUCUUUUGUUAAUUGAGGCUAACUAUAAUUAUUAUUUUAAUUUGUAGUAAACGUUCUCUAAUAUGAAUUUAUUAAACUGCCGUAGUAUUCUAUUACAACACACAUAGCCAAAAAGUCAAACAAAUAUGCAAUAGCCCAGUUCAUAUAUACACACAUAUACACACACAUUUUUAUACAUAUACACACGUACAUUCACACUCACAAUAGUCACAAUAGUGUUCAUAUCGAUUUACUGCAAAUAAUUACCCAUAUCAAUAAUUCCAUUCAUAUUUAAGUAAAAUAUAUAAUUUUCGCAUUUUAACUGCUGCAUUUUGCGUUUUGUUUGAGCAUUUCUCAUUUGUUUGUUUAUAUUAUUUGUUUAAUUUUUGUUUAACCGAUAUAUCAAAUGUACCUGAUUAUAUUCAUUUUGCAUUUCGUUAAGCGCUCAUUUCCAGCACCGGAACACAAAACAAACAAAAAAACAAACACGCAUAUUGCAUUUCGAUUCUAUUUAAAUAGACCUUUUGUUAAUGCCUCACACGCAUUUCAAAUGUACCGCAGCCGUAUUGAACGAGUCUAUCCCAAUUACCGACUGUACCUAGUUCGUACAAACAACUAAACCUCUAGCUAUGUCACACACACACACACACCAUACACAAACACACAUAAAAACAACAUCAUAUAUUAUAUUUCUAUAAGCAUUGAAAGUUAUAUAAGAUGUAUUUAGCAUUGAGCGCAGAAUUUAAAAUGAGCUCAUCUAUAAUAUGUAUUUUGUGAAUUGUUGUUCAAUGUUCAAAAACCAAUGUGAAAAUUGUUAUAAAAUACACAGAUACACGCAUAUGCGCACACACACAUAGCCACACAUCCAAACACGCAGACAUUCCAUUUCAUGGACGUAUUUAACUAGAGUACAUGCAUCAAAUUCUAUUACUGAAUGAAAUCAAAAAAACAAAAAAGAGUAACGAAAAAACAAGUAGACAAAAAGUUAUAUUAAGCCAAUUCAAUUAAACAAUAUUUGUACGAUUCCAUAUUGCAAGAAUGUGUUUACGAACUGUAACUGUAUACGUAUUUAGAUAUAAGUGCAAUAACACCUAUUUAAACCAUAAACAAACCCGUCAACCCAAAACCAACAAACCAACCAACCAAACAAAGCUAAUCGAAAACUACAAACAAUAGUACCUUUCCCAUUGGAAAUGAACAAAUAAUAUGCAUAGAACAGUAAAUAGAUUACAAUAUGUGGCUUCCGCAAUGGUAAAUGUGCUUCUUGACGAAAUUAUAGCAAUGCAUAGCUCAUUUCCUUCCAAAAUUCCCGACGAUCCUGUCUUGGAGUGCACUUGCCACAUGUGUCCAACAAUAGCCAAUUCAAAUUGUGUUCAUUAUUGAAAUACGCCACGAAACUGGCAUUUCAACAGCAUUUCGAAUCAACUGAUAUAGCAUAGUCUUAGCACAUACAAAACUUCAAAGGUGUUCCGUCAAACAACAUUUAAGGUAAAUAAUUGAAGGCUCAGUAAAAAUUUUUAUGAUCGCAUUCAAAUCAAGCUAAACAAAAACUAUUCCGUAAAUGAACUCAAAAUUCCUAAAACAAAAAGAGAAUUUUAAACAAAAAUUAAAUAUAUACGAAAAGAAAUAUUAUGCAGCAAAAGGCAAAUUAUAUGUAUUUAAUUCAAACAAUAUAUAAAAGUAGAUCUUAAGAAAUACAUUUAAACAAAAGAAGAGAAGGAAAAUACCACGAUAAGAAUGUGAAAUUAAAAAAUUAAUAACUGCGAUUGUGAUCGCUGUGUAAGUGGAUGUGAUAAAUGUUUAAAAUAUUUAAGCGCAAAAACAAUAAAAAAAAACAGUAUGAAAAUAAUUAUUCGAUGGCAUAAAAAUGCGUAUUGCGACUUUUACAUAGAUGUUUUUGGCUAAAGCGAAACCAAUAAAAAACAAAAGAAAAGAAAAAAAAAAAAAA